Messenger RNA from Momordica charantia (bitter melon), 876 nucleotides. RefSeq lists its product as uncharacterized. The record is from RefSeq and is a predicted model, not a curated record. NCBI's taxonomy places the organism in Eukaryota, Viridiplantae, Streptophyta, Magnoliopsida, Cucurbitales, Cucurbitaceae.
AUGCGAAAAAAUUACGACGUUAACAUUCGAUAUGAAAAGGCGUGGCGUGCGAAAGAGAGAGCUUUGGAACUACUAAUGAGAUCGCCGAAGAAGUCGUACACUCUUUUGCAUAAGUACAGUGAGGCAUUGAAAUCAAUGAACCCGGACACAGUAUUUUCAUUGAAGUUUGAGGAUGAUAAAUAUUUCCAAUAUGCGUUCAUGGCCCUAGGCUACUCUAUCCGAGGGUUUAGAAGUUGCGUUCGCACCGUACUUGUCAUCAACGGUGCACAUCUUAAGGGAAAAAUAAAGAUAUAUCCACUUGCAUUUGGAAUCGUAGAUAGGGAAACAAACAAGUUAUGGACUUGGUUAUUGGAGCGGGUGAAAAGUUGUAUUAGAGACGUUGAAGGAUUGGUGUUCGUGUCUGACCGGCAGCGAACCAUUAAUAACUCUGUAACUUCUGUCUUCCCCACUGUUGAACUCGUCAGUUGCAUGCAUCACGUGCAAAUGAACUUGAAUAAUGAGUUCAAGAUUAGGAGCGAAUGUGUGGAAUGGCUAUACCUCCUAACAGCUAAGGCAUUCAAGAAGUCUACCUUCAGGUAUUAUUGGAAUCAGCUUGCGGGAUUCCCAGAAGUGCAAAAGUACUUGGAGGCAUUAGGGUUCGAUAAAUGGUCACGUGCAUAUCAACCUGGGUUGAGGUACAAUCAGAUGACAACUAACAUUGCAGAGUCCAUGAAUGCAGUUCUAGUGCACGCACGAUAUUUGUCUGUCACUGCACUAUUAGAACAUUGUAAGGCUCUUCUGCAACGAUGGUUUUACGAGCGGCGGACGUAUGCAUCGACCAGAGCAUCCAUUCUUACUGAUUAUGCUAAGAGGAUUGUUAAGGGUGCAGUGGAGUAG